Messenger RNA from Amaranthus tricolor (Joseph's coat), 5000 nucleotides. RefSeq names its product glutathione S-transferase zeta class-like. The transcript is spliced from 8 exons. Gene Ontology annotation, cellular component: cytoplasm. Gene Ontology annotation, biological process: glutathione metabolic process; L-phenylalanine catabolic process. NCBI's taxonomy places the organism in Eukaryota, Viridiplantae, Streptophyta, Magnoliopsida, Caryophyllales, Amaranthaceae. The coding region runs from base 4251 to 4835 and encodes 194 amino acids. Gene Ontology annotation, molecular function: glutathione transferase activity; maleylacetoacetate isomerase activity. The record is from RefSeq and is a predicted model, not a curated record.
UCAUAGAGUUGUAGCCUUUAUUAAGAACAGAAAAGUAUCAAAUCUUUUAUUAUUCAAUUUUCAGAAUACAAGAGUAUGUUGGUGCUUGGUAACUAACAGACCACACGAAACACACUGGACAUAACAGUUUUACAAAACUUAGUUAUGACUAAUACUCGAGUAAGGAACAUAGAGUAAAAAUGUUGUAACGGUCGCUACUGUGGUAACGAAACGGUAAUGCGGCAUCGGGAGUGAUGCACUUAUCGUAAAGCCUAAAACAUCAACGAUAUCCCAUGAUACGACCAAAACACAAUUUUCUUACACCUAAUUUACAACACGGGGAAUAUCCGUAUUGUUUUUAAAAACCUUUACAACGUGGCCGAUGCAAUGCGAUGCGACUAUGGUAAGGAAUCCAAGAAAUAGGAUGCCUAACAACCUUGUAAACAACAUAACAAAUCUACAUCCUUGUUUUAAUAUGAUAUGCAACCUAGUCCCUAGAUCUGAUAUGUGCUUCUUAGCUAGCUGUUUCACGGUCUGCUGGUUGGUGUGUUGCUGGCUGUGCUUUGACUAUGCUUGUGGCUGUACAUGCUACUCCAUAUUGCUCCUUUACUGCAUUGUUUGUGCUGUUUCACUGCAUUAUUAACCUGGGGGAUGAGGGCUGAGAUAAUAACCACGUAUCACAACAUCCCCUCAAACUUGGGAUUAGUACAUUCCUAAUUUUCUUUACAAAUGUUUUAAAUGAACAAAGCUCAAGUUUUUAAUAAAUAUAUCAGCUAUUUGGUUGUGUGUUGGUAAAUAAGCCAAUUGUAAUAACACUUCUAUAUACAGUCUUUAUAUGAAAAACCGGCUUCCUUGCAAUAUAUAGUUGAGUGAUUAUCAGAAAGUAGUGUAAUAUGCUUUUGAAUACAAACACCUAAUUCCUAAAGUAAUCUAACUAUCCGAGUAACCUCUAAUAUAUUAUUUAAAGUAUGUAAUUAUGUUUUCUCAUGAGAACACCCAAGUGUUUGCAUGAACUGACUCAAACUUUGUACUAUAUAGAAUAAAUCUAGGUGCUUUUGUUAGUUAGGAAAUUCAACUUUCCAACUAUAAUUCCGUAUAGCAUUGAAAUCUUCAGUUAAUUUGGUAUUAAGUAGUAAUGGUGUGUUAACUACUAGCCAAUAACUCCUUAGUAAAUUAAUGAUGUGUUAACACCAUAUCGUUAGCAUAUAUCUCACUUCAAUAAUUAGGAAGUGAUGUAAUUCAUCAACAUAUACAGUACAAGAACAAUUUUGUAGUUUGUUUCUUUAAAAACAAAGAGUAAUCAUUUUUGAAUUGUUCAUAUCUUUUGAAUUUUAAAUCUUCAAGAAGUUUAGCAAACCAUUGACGAGAAGCUUAUUUCAAGCCAUAUAAUGAGUUAAGCAAACAAACUUGAUAAGAAAAUCUUGAAUCACCAUGAUGUUAUGCACAAUAUUUCUAUUUUCUACAAAACCAGAUUCAUUCUAGGAAAGAAUACUAGGUAAAACCAAUUUCAUUCUUGAAAAUACGAUCUUAGUGAUACACUUGUUUGGUUCAUUUGGCAAUCUCUAUGGUACUUUUAUAUUAACUUCAUGUGAAUUCCAUUAAGAAAAGCAUUAUUAAUAUCUAAUUAAUGCACUUUUCAUUUAGAACUUGUUGCAAUAGCUAAUAUACACCUAAUAGUUGACAUUUAGAACUGGAUUAUGGAUAUUGACAAACUUCUUCAUAUGAACUAGAUUUAUUAAACUGCUUAUGUUUUUGUAAUUUGCACUAAAAAGCACUAGAUUGCACCAAUGCUGAUCUAUUGCACUCAUAAUUCUACAAAUAGCUUGGCUUAUUGGUAAUCCUAUUUGGUUUCUUAAGGCUAUUUGGUCAUUACUGAUCUUGUCGUGUGUGAUUAGGAUUAUCCUUAUUAGAUCACGAUUCACCGGUUUGUGCACUUGUUUGUUGACCAAUAAUAUUAUCACUGUUAUAAUCACUAUCAGCAUGUAACAUAGUAUCUUUAAAGAUAAAAUAUUCACCAUCACUAAGUAAGAAAAUUUUCUUAAUUGUUAGUAGCACUAUUAAUCGAAAUGGGAAAAAGUUUUCAUGAAAUCUCAACAUUCUAGAGGUAAAAUCCAACUUGAUGAUUAAAUCAUAGAGUUUAUAAGUUUUUUGGUGUUGUGCAUAAACAAUAAUUACGCAAGGAUGUGCUUUAGGAUCAAACUUAGUCCUAUCUUUUUUGAAGGUGAAAACAAGUUACAAACAGCCAAAAGUUUUUAGCAUAAAUUAAUAUGACUUUGAGCCAAAACAAUUUUUCAUUAAGAGUUAUUAUUCCAGAAACAGUUAAAGGGAUUUUGUUAAUAAGAUGAAAUGCACAUUGCACACAAUCUCUUAUAAAUUGCACUUUGGAUUAAAAAUUCAAGGCUUUCGAAUCUUCUAGCAAAUGCCUAUGUUUUAUUUCAACACCGGUUACUUUUGGUUUAUCAACACAACUAGAUUGGUGUAUAAUUCCGUUUUCAAGGAAAAAAUGGAAUGCAUCCUCUUCAAAUAACUUUUUUGGAUUAUCAUUUCUUACAAUUUUGAUUUGUUUCUCAAAUUGAUUUUGCAUAUAUUGAUAAAAAUGUUUAAUACUCCAUGUGCUAAGAACUCACACUUAUAUUGACUCGAACAUGGCUUUUAUUAACUAGGAAAAAGCAUAGACAACAAAGCACUUAGAGAAGUACUUUGGUGUACAAUGACAAAGAAGGGUAUUACUAAGAAAUACAUUGAUAUAGUGCAAGAUAUGUAUUGAGAAGUAAAGACAAGUGUUAGGACACAUUGAGGGGAAACAAAGGAUUUCCCAAUCACAAUUGGCCUUCAUUAACGCUCAACCCUAAGCCCUUUUUCUUUUGCAGCAGUCCUAGAUGAUAUUACUCGUUCAAUACAAGGUGACGUGCCUUGGUGCAUCUUAUUUGUUAAUGACAUUGUUUUGAGUUGUGAGAACAAAGAAGGGCUGAAUGCUAAGUCAGUAUGAUGGAAACAAGAGUUGGAGUCAUGAGGUUCAAAUUAAAUUGGAGCAAGAUAUAGUACGUGGAGUGUAACUUUAGCACAAAUGAGAUAAAAAUGAACACUACAAAGCUAAAAGAGAAAGAAAUCGCUAUAAGUGGAUGCUUUAAAUAUGUUAUUCCAUAUUUCUAUGUAGUAGGGAAAUCCAACAAGAUAUGACCUAUAGAAUUAGCAUGAGUGAAAAAAAUGGAGAACGACUGCUGAAAUAUUAUGUGAUUGAGGUGUGACCUUAAAUUUAAAGGGAUCGUUUUAUCGAAUGACUAUUAGACCUACGCUACGAAAUGGAUCAAAAUGUUAGGCUUUUAGUAAGAAUCAUAGUAGAAAGAGGGAAGUAGUGGAAAUGUGAAUGCUUUGAUGGCUAAAUAGGUGUACCUUGAGCGAUAGAAUUCAAAAUAAAGAUUUGAGUACGGGUUUAGGAGUCGCAAAUAUUGAGGAAAAGAUGAAAGCAAAUCGUUUAAGAUGGCUUGCUAAUGUCAAAUAUGGGGUAUGAGCGAACCGAUAAGGAAAAUAGAAAGUUGGAGCUCAGAAGACUUAUAAAGAGGGCGAGAAAGAUUGAAAAUGACUUGGCGGAAAAUAGUUUAAAAGAAUAUGAAGGAUCUAGACUUGUAAAUUGAGAUGGCAGAAAAUCAAAGUUAAUGAAGAAAAAUUCAUGUGGAUGAUUUUAAAGCAAAUAUAUUGUUUCCUAAAGCCGACUCCCUAGAUUAAGGCUUUUGUAUUUUUGUUGUAACAUUUGAUAUUUUUGCAGAAUCAAAAAAAUCCCAGGGAAUAUAGAGAAAUGAUCAAAAAUUGUUACAAACAUUGUGCAUUUUAAUCUUGAGACAUAUUUCAAUGGACCUUAUACAUCAACAUGUAAAAGCUAAAAUAUUUCAUUUGUAUGAAACAGGCAUUUGUUUGAAAUCUUUACUGUCAAACAGUAAAAACUAGUAAAAAAGGUGAGUUAGAACCGCUAUAAAAAGAUAAAAAAAAGAUUAUUAAUUAAAAGAGAAAUGAAAAGACAACUUAUUACGUUUUUUUGCUUUGUCGUUCCCAAUUCCCGACGUUCUUCUAUUAAAAAAAGUGAUAUGUUUUCCAUCUUUCCUUCUUGUUCACGUAAACAUUAUAAUGACAGCAUAAUCUUCCUCUUUUACUUUUCUUUUUUUCCAUCUUCUUCUGUUUUUCUCAACUAAUUUAACAAUGACGGCUGAAAUUUAUGGGCGCACUCUCCGACGAUUUGGUACGCGUCCCAAGGCGAUUCGGUUCGGUGUCGUUCCAUGUUCUUGGUCGAACGUUCCCGAUCGGAAAACAGUUGGAUGUUUUGCAUUCCAGAAUUUGAGCAGAUUAACCCACUUCGUUACGUUCCAGUUCUAAUUGAUGACGGAAUUGUGGUUUCAGACUCCUUGGCAAUCCUUAUGUACCUAGAAGAUAAGUAUCCUGAGAAUCAACUUUUGCCUAUUGAUCCUUGCAAACGAGCUCUUGCUCUUCAGGCUUGUAACAUAGGUUGCCAGCAUCGUCAGCUGCAGCAUACAGCCACUUCACAUGAACUCAGUGAGUCUAUUAAGAAGAAAAUUAGUGAAGAAGACAGUUCAACAUGGGCUCAAACGGUCAUCAAUAAGGGCUUCCUUGCUCUGGAAAUGUUGCUGAAAGAUUUUGCUGGCAGAUAUUGUAUUGGAGAUGAUGUUUCCAUGGCAGAUGUAUUUCUGGCACCACAGAUUUCAAUUGCAAUGAGCAGAUUUAAUAUUGACAUGUCAAAGUAUCCAACAAUAUGCAAGGUGUAUGAAUCGUGCAAAGCAUUGCCUGAAUUCCAAGCAUCUGUACCUGAAAGACAACCUGAUGCGAAAAAGAGUGUGAUUGCUUAGCUUUGAGUUUUAAUGGUAGUUAGUAUGGUAUCAUUGUGAUCAAUGAUGGGUGUGUAUGUUUUACAUUGUACAUUUGUGUUUAAAUCAUCAUCUUGCAUUAUUCUUUUUUAGGGUGCGUACUGUAUUUUGUGAGUUUUAAUGAAAUGGAGAUAUCCGUGUUGCUCC